Molecule: messenger RNA, 267 nt
Organism: Iphiclides podalirius (scarce swallowtail)
Lineage: Eukaryota; Metazoa; Arthropoda; Insecta; Lepidoptera; Papilionidae
Source: the annotation of a GenBank genome assembly
AUGAUACCGAAAGAGAUAGCUGUCGAUAGAGUUAUAGAGCGUAAUUUGAGUGCCCCAGUUUCGGGAGCGGCCGACGGAAGCUUCUCGAAGCUCCGCGACUCGCUGCGCCGCUCUUCCGCUAGACUGUUGCAGCGGCUCGCGGGCCGCCACUCGCUGCACCUGCCGCCCGACGUAGACCCGGAGAGCAUGAAGCGCGCAAGGUCGCUGUCCGAGCUCAGUAAGGAGUCAGCCGGCGUCAGGAACGAACCGCCGGGAGCUUUAAGGCCG